Messenger RNA from Phytophthora nicotianae INRA-310, 522 nucleotides. RefSeq lists its product as hypothetical. The record is from RefSeq and is a predicted model, not a curated record. Bases 1 to 522 code for a protein of 173 amino acids. NCBI's taxonomy places the organism in Eukaryota, Oomycota, Peronosporomycetes, Peronosporales, Peronosporaceae. The transcript has a single exon.
AUGGGGGGGGGGGGGUUGCACGAGUUGGUGAAGCAAGGCCAGGAGAAAGCAAACGGUGCGAUCAAGAAGGCAACGCAAACUGUUUACGAGUCCAGCUUUAAGAAGUUCGCAGAGUUAUGUCUGGCUAAUGGUUAUCCAGAUCCUCACAAGGAGCGUCACCACGAGUUACCAGCGGUACUUGUAGCUUACCUUCAGAGCAUUUCAGCGUCCAGUACGGUAUCGCUACAAACGGCGGAGAAGGCCAGAUCUGCGGUUGCAAGUUACUUCUCGUCUCACGAAAACAGCGAUGGGAGUGAUGUGAACAAGUGGAGUGUUGCGGAGGACGAUACCGGAAGCAAACGUGGAUAUGGGAACCCAGCUCGAGGUCCGUUCGUCCGACAAUUCAUGCGCGGUCUAAAAAAGAAGAAAGCCUCGGAGUAUGUUCCCGCACGAGCUAUGCCCAUAUCGCUUCAGAUGCUGGACGUGCUGCACAAAUUUAUGGUCUCUGCACAGGAUGGUUUCACUGAAGACUAUCAGAUGUAG